CGCUGCCCCCCGCAGGAGGCGGCGCUCGGCCGCUUCUCAUUCAUUGUCUUGACAAGAGCAUCCUCAGCGGGCGCGUCUCCGGCUGCUCAGCUCGAUCCUCCUCUGCCUCCUCUGCCUCCUCCUUCGCCUCCACCUCCAUUUGGGAGGUCACUUUCAGCUCGGCAGCAGGAUGAGCCGGCAGGUGGUCCGCUCUAGCAAGUUCCGCCACGUGUUUGGACAGCCAGCCAAGGCCGACCAGUGCUAUGAGGACGUUCGUGUUUCACAGACCACCUGGGACAGUGGCUUCUGUGCCGUCAACCCCAAGUUUGUGGCCCUGAUCUGUGAGGCCAGUGGGGGAGGAGCCUUCCUGGUGCUGCCCCUGGGCAAGACUGGACGUGUAGACAAGAACAUACCCACAGUUUGUGGCCACACAGCCCCUGUCCUGGACAUUGCCUGGUGUCCGCACAAUGACAAUGUCAUUGCCAGUGGCUCCGAGGACUGCACUGUCAUGGUCUGGGAGAUCCCCGAUGGGGGCUUGACACUGCCUCUGCGGGAGCCAGUUAUUACCCUGGAGGGCCACACCAAGCGUGUGGGCAUUGUGGCCUGGCACCCCACUGCCCAGAACGUGCUGCUAAGUGCAGGUUGCGACAAUGUGAUCCUGGUGUGGGACGUGGGCACUGGGGCAGCUGUGCUGACACUGGGUCCAGAUGUGCACCCAGACACGAUCUACAGUGUGGACUGGAGCCGAGACGGGGCCCUUAUUUGCACCUCCUGCAGAGACAAGCGUGUGCGCAUAAUUGAACCCCGAAAAGGCACUAUUGUAGCUGAGAAAGACCGUCCCCACGAGGGGACCCGACCUGUGCGUGCUGUGUUUGUGUCAGAUGGAAAGAUCCUGACCACAGGCUUCAGCCGCAUGAGUGAGCGGCAGGUGGCGCUAUGGGACACAAAGCGCCUGGAGGAGCCACUGUCCCUGCAGGAGCUGGACACAAGCAGUGGUGUCCUGCUGCCCUUCUUUGACCCCGACACCAACAUUGUCUACCUUUGUGGCAAGGGUGACAGCUCUAUCCGGUAUUUCGAGAUCACCUCUGAGGCCCCAUUCCUGCACUACCUCUCCAUGUUCAGUUCCAAGGAGUCCCAGCGUGGCAUGGGCUACAUGCCCAAACGUGGCCUGGAGGUGAACAAGUGUGAGAUUGCCAGAUUCUACAAGCUGCAUGAACGGAGAUGUGAGCCCAUCGCCAUGACAGUGCCUAGAAAGUCGGACCUGUUCCAGGAAGACCUGUACCCACCCACUGCAGGGCCUGACCCUGCCCUGACAGCUGAGGAGUGGCUGGGGGGUCAGGAUGCUGGGCCCCUCCUCAUUUCCCUUAAGGAUGGCUACAUGCCCCCAAAGAGCCGGGAGCUUAGAGUCAACCGGGGCCUGGACACCGGGCGCAGGAAGACAGCACCAGAAGCCAGUGGCACUCCCAGUUCGGAUGCUGUGUCCCGGCUGGAGGAGGAAAUGAAGAAACUCCAGACCUCUGUGCAGGAGCUACAGAAGCGUUUAGACAGGCUGGAGGAGACAGUCCAGGCCAAGUAGAGGCCCCGGGGCCUUCAGCAAUGCCAGCCAUUCACAACCUUCUAUUUACCCCUCAUUCCUCAGGCCACGUGGCAGAUAAGAAAAAAAUAAUAAAAUGGCUUUAUUUUCUGGUA
Messenger RNA from Nycticebus coucang (slow loris), 1668 nucleotides. RefSeq names its product coronin 1A (gene CORO1A). Gene Ontology annotation, molecular function: actin filament binding. The transcript is spliced from 11 exons. The record is from RefSeq and is a predicted model, not a curated record. Gene Ontology annotation, biological process: cell migration; actin filament organization. Lineage: Eukaryota; Metazoa; Chordata; Mammalia; Primates; Lorisidae. Bases 170 to 1555 code for a protein of 461 amino acids.